AUGUCUGCCAACUCCGCGGAGCAUUCUCCCAUCUCGACCUCAUGUCCCGUGAUGGGUCCCAUCCCGACCUCCUCACCUUCUCUCUCUCCUCCUCAAGUCCUGCAUUCGCUCCCGAGGGCUCGCGCUCGGGAGGCGCGUCCAUCGGUCGCUCGCUCCGUCUCAGCUGAGCCCGACUCGGUGGUUCUCAACUCGCUUAUCAGUCUCUACUCAAAAUGCAAUGACUGGGCUGAGGCGGAGAGGACUUUGAGGGACAUGGCAAUUGACUUGUUUUCGCAGGGUAGUGCUGAUUUGGUUUCAGGUCGUAAGUUGUUUGAGAAAAUGCCCGAGAGGAAUGUGGUUGUGUGGACGUUGAUGAUGACCAGAUGUACUCAGCUGGGUUGUCCAAAUAAAGCUGUUGAUUUGUUUUUGGAUAUGUUGGGGAGUGGGCUGUGCCAGAUAGAUUUACACUUACAGCUCUUGGUGGACAUGUACGUGAAAUGUGUGGCUAGUGGAUCAAUUCAUGAUUUGAGAAAGGUGUUUAAUCGGAUGCAAGAUUGCAACGUGAUGUCUUGGACACCGAUAAUCACAGGACAUGUGCAAACUGAAGAAAAUGAGCACCAUUUCACAUUAGCUAGUGCUCUCAAGGCAUGUGGAAGUAUUUGUGAUAAUAGACAUGGGGAUUCAAAUAUACGCUAUGUCUUUGCCAAAAGUUUGGAGUCUGAUGAAGCCUUUGAACUUCUACAUGAGAUUGAGGAGAGAGGAAUUGGACAAAUGCUUUUACAUUUUCCAGCCUUUCAAGUGGAGCUGCCUGUAUUGGCGCUAUUGAUGAGGGGAAGCAAAUCAGGGCUCAACUCAAAUCAGUGCAUUCUCAAUGGUUUGAUCUCAAUGUAUUCCAGGUGUGGAAACACAGAAGCUGCUUUUUGA
This is a messenger RNA of Eucalyptus grandis, 903 nucleotides long. RefSeq names its product pentatricopeptide repeat-containing protein At3g49170, chloroplastic-like. NCBI's taxonomy places the organism in Eukaryota, Viridiplantae, Streptophyta, Magnoliopsida, Myrtales, Myrtaceae. Gene Ontology annotation, molecular function: protein binding; RNA binding. The transcript is spliced from 4 exons. The record is from RefSeq and is a predicted model, not a curated record. Gene Ontology annotation, biological process: RNA modification. Bases 1 to 903 code for a protein of 300 amino acids.